AGCGCCGCCGAGGAGGAGGAGGAGAAGGCGAUGCCGGAGCAGCGGCCCCGCACCCGUUCCAACCCCGAGGGCGCCGAGGACCGGGCGCUGAGCGCCCAGGCCAGCGUGGGCAACCGCAGCGAGGGCGAGGGCGAAGCGGCCAGCGCCGAGGACAGCCCCCAGGGCACCGCCGCCCCCGACGGCACCGCCUGGCCCGGCCCCGCGCACCCCACCGAGGUGCAGGUGAAGACGCCGCGGGUGAACUGCCCCGAGAAGGUGAUCAUCUGCCUGGACCUGGCCGAGGAGAUGGCUCUGCCCAAGCUGGAGUCGUUUAAUGGGUCCAAGACCAACGCGCUGAACAUCUCCCAGAAGAUGAUCGAGAUGUUCGUGAGGACGAAGCACAAGAUCGACAAGAGCCACGAAUUCGCACUGGUGGUGGUGAACAACGACGCCACGUGGCUCUCAGGGUUCACCUCGGACCCCCGCGAGGUCUGCAGCUGCCUCUACGACCUGGAGACCGUCGUCUGCAAGUCCUUCAAUCUCGAGGGGCUCUUCAACCUCAUCCAGCAGAAGAUCGAGCUGCCGGUGACGGAGAACGUGCAGACCAUCCCGCCGCCCUACGUGGUGCGCACCAUCCUGGUGCUCGGCCGCCCCGGCUGCCAGCCCCAGUUCUCCGCCUCGGAGCAGAUGAAGAAGAUGCUGCAGUGCCCCUACUUCUUCUUCGACGUGGUUUACAUCCACAACGGGGCGGAGGAGAAGGAGGACGAGACGAGCUGGAAGGAGCUGUACGCCUUCUUCAGCAGCCUGGACUCCAAGGGCACCAACUACAAGUACGAGGUGGCGCUGACGGGGCCGGCCGUGGAGCUGCACAACUGCAUGGCCAAGCUGCUGGCGCACCCCCUGCAGCGCCCCUUCCAGACCCACGCCGCCUACAGCCUGCUGGAGGGCGACGAGCCCCCCGAGGCCGAGGCCACCGUGUGACCCCCCCCCC
Molecule: messenger RNA, 970 nt
Organism: Oxyura jamaicensis (ruddy duck)
Lineage: Eukaryota; Metazoa; Chordata; Aves; Anseriformes; Anatidae
Gene: BABAM1
Product: BRISC and BRCA1 A complex member 1
Exons: 8
Biological process (GO): double-strand break repair; mitotic G2 DNA damage checkpoint signaling; positive regulation of DNA repair
Cellular component (GO): nuclear body; BRCA1-A complex; BRISC complex
Source: RefSeq, a predicted model, not a curated record